This is a messenger RNA of Toxotes jaculatrix (banded archerfish), 1322 nucleotides long. RefSeq names its product telomerase RNA component interacting RNase (gene trir). The coding region runs from base 573 to 1046 and encodes 157 amino acids. The transcript has 3 exons. NCBI's taxonomy places the organism in Eukaryota, Metazoa, Chordata, Actinopteri, Toxotidae. Gene Ontology annotation, molecular function: 3'-5' exonuclease activity; 5'-3' exonuclease activity. The record is from RefSeq and is a predicted model, not a curated record.
UCAUCAGAGCAAAUUAAACAUGGCCGACGGUGAGUGAUAGAUGGCCAAAGUUAGCGAAAACCGUUGGUAAAGCCUGGGAGGCUCUCGGCGUUUGCUGCAGGUAUUUGAACUUUGUUGUGCGCCGCAACUGUAUUUUUGUAUAUUUGGAUACAUCCCACACCUGAGCUGGAGCUUCAGGUUGAGUUUGCUCGCCCGCAAAGGCCUUACUAAACCGGGCAUUAGCCCGCGGUGUUAGCCACGUUAGCAACCGAACCAGCGCCUGCUUUUGUUUUUGUCAGGCGGUGUGCGCUAGAGGGCUGGCACUGUGAAGCCGUUUAGCCUUUUUUUAUUUCGCCUUUUUUCCUUAAAAAAAUUACACAUUUUUCUGAACUGGACUGUGUUGCUCUUUAGAUUAAUUCCGCAGCUUUUUAUAUACUAUCACGGGUGGGGUCCAGCGCGUCUCGCAGCGUGUCGGCAGAGCUGUUCAUUAAAGGCCAACUUCGCAACAAAGCCAUACUUCUUGCAAAACUGACAAGACACUCGCUUUUGAGCUGCCGGACCGUGCCUGUACAUGAACAUUACACCCAGGUAACAUGGAUCCAAAGCGCGCACACGGUAAACCUCAAACAAGCGGCGACGGCAGCAGCGGCGACUCCAGCUGCGGCAGCCCCGCGUCCCCGUCCGACAGCCCCGCACCGGCGUCUAGCAAAGCCACUGCGCCCGGAGGCAACGUAUUCGCCAACGACGGCAGCUUCAUGGAGAUGUUCAAGAAGAAGAUGGAGGAGGAGAGAAGGAAAAAGGAGACGCAGCAAACAGAUGGAGACGCGAAAGCCACCGAGCAAGGACGGACAUCAGUGGAAAAGAAGCCCCCUCCCGUGACGAGCUUUGUGGGGAAGCGCAGAGGCGGUGUGUUCCUAAAGACCGGCAUGGUUGCCAAGAAGCAGAAACAGGACACAGAGGCUGAGCCAGGCAAGAGCGAUGCUUGGUCAAAGUACAUGGCUGAGGUGAAAAAGUACAAAGCCCACCAGUGUGGCGACGACGAUAAAACCAGGCCUCUGGUCAAGUAGGCUCCGCAAGGUGAACAUGAAGCGACAGUGUUUACUGGGAGAAGCUCCGGGAGGGCCGGCCAAUCCUGACCUUCUCAUACUGCCAGUUCACGUUACCUUUCACAUCACGGCUCUCACAAACUCCUUAGACUGUCACACCCCCCCUUCCCUUUUUUCUUUUGUAUUUGCCUUGCUUGUUAUUUGUUUGGGCGUCAGUGAUUUGAUCUGGUGUCAAAAGGUGUUUCAGAAUCUUGACAAACAUUAUUCAUCAUUAUUAUUAAAUCUUUUCAAAUUUGA